GCACAAGAACCGGGCCCGCCAGCCAUGAACGCCGCCCAGGCCCCCAAGAGGGUGUCUCAAUAUACAUACGCUCUUCUGCUAUCCAGAUAAUACCUCCUUAUAGAUUGGCAAACACUUUACUAUCUCGCUUCCAGACCUCAAAGUCAUCACCAGGACCUCGUAUUGUAGUUAGCAAGCCAAGACACCAUACUUCAAAUAAGCGAUGUGCUAUCCGCAACCCAGUCAGGAGGAAUUACAGAGACUUAUUGAGAUUUUUUCCGAUGAGCAAGAAACACCACAAGUUCCCGGUCGGCAAAUAACGUGGCAGAACAUAAAACCGGCCCUAGGUUUCAAAGGAUGGUUCUCAAUCCCUGUGAAACAGCCUGAAACGUUGUAUCUGUCGGACGAAGUUUGCUGUAAGAUAUUCCAAGGAAUUGAUACCGUUGAGUUGAUGCUGGCUUCGUCGUGGGAGUCAAAUAACAAAUCAUCAGUUGCGGCAUGGAUCAAUUCGAUUCUACAACCUAUUUUGGCUUUAUUUGAGGGAAAGAUUAAUAGCAAUGCCAACGGCCGCGUUCGAGAAGAUAGAGGAUUAUCGGGGGCUUGCGUAGACUUUACUUACACAGUCCUGGAUCUAUGUAUUGUUGUUGUCGCUCAAUCGAAAUUUGAGGACCCAAAAGAUGACGCUGCCCAACUUAUGUUCGAGCUCAAAGGUGCACAACAAUCAAACAAGUCAAAAGGAUUUCCCCUCAGAACCAUCAACGGCCUACUGUGCUCAAGAGACUCAUGGGAGAUAUGGAGCUGUGAUGUCAAUGGUGAUUGCAGUAGAAGUCAGCCACUUCCAAUGACUAACCACAGCAAGGAUGUCUCCUUGAAAAAUCUCCGGUUUCUUUUUGAAGUUGUCUACCACAUCUUUUUUGAAGCAUACAUAGGUGCUAUUGAGGCUUUAAUAAACCGCAGUGAGAUGCACCUUCCAGCAAAAUCACACCAAUGGCAGGCCUCAUUACACUUAGGCACGGAUGCAUUCAACAUGGCAAGAGUCGCAAAAGACAAUGUUCAAUUCCAUGAAGCUAUCAAGAAACUACAGGAAAGCUUUGAGUUAUUACCUGAUGAGCACGAUCGUGAAUUAGGUGGGUACCUUGAGGCAUUCAAGAGUGCUAUAUCUAAGUGAUCUUGUAUUGCCAUAGCCUUUUUGCUACCACAUUUUCUUUCCUCCACCCUUGCCUUUGAAUGUUUCCCCUUCCUGUCUUCUAUGCACACCUCCUCUGCUUGAUUGAAUGUGUUUUGUUAGGAAAACCACAUGGGUUUUAGUUUACCCAACCAUCCCCAAGCCAUCAAAUCUCAAUUUUUUAUCAGUAUGGUCAAUCUAAUUGAUGUAUGUUAUUGACACUGGUGGUUUCAUUAUGCACUACAUGUGUUGUUUCAAAAUUCUGGGGUUUGAUAACCCCCCCCCCUUGUGCAAACACUACCACACUCCCAUCUCUAA
Puccinia graminis f. sp. tritici CRL 75-36-700-3 is the source of this 1462-nucleotide messenger RNA. RefSeq lists its product as uncharacterized. The record is from RefSeq and is a predicted model, not a curated record. Lineage: Eukaryota; Fungi; Basidiomycota; Pucciniomycetes; Pucciniales; Pucciniaceae. The transcript is spliced from 6 exons. The coding region runs from base 203 to 1147 and encodes 314 amino acids.